Messenger RNA from Rhipicephalus microplus (southern cattle tick), 1485 nucleotides. Its product is annotated as acetylcholinesterase-1. Gene Ontology annotation, biological process: choline metabolic process; acetylcholine catabolic process. The record is from RefSeq and is a predicted model, not a curated record. Gene Ontology annotation, molecular function: acetylcholinesterase activity. NCBI's taxonomy places the organism in Eukaryota, Metazoa, Arthropoda, Arachnida, Ixodida, Ixodidae. Gene Ontology annotation, cellular component: plasma membrane.
AUGUUGUUUCUGCUGGUCUCGACCACGGACGCGAACUCCGGGGACUUCGUGGUGACCAAGACAGCAGCCUUGCACGGCUUGACGCAAACACACAUGGGCAAGACGGUGAAGGCGUACCUCGGCGUACCGUACGCCGAGCCCCCCGUGGGUCACCUGCGCUUCUCGAGGCCCGUGCGAGCCAAGCAGAAGGACCGGAUGGUUCUCGCCAAUGAUUUUCAGCCGCCGUGCAUGCAGCUCAACGGCGCUCUGCAAGACCUACCCUGGUUUCAGGUGGACGAUGGUGUCAGCUCCGAAGAUUGCCUUUACCUGAACGUUUGGACGCCGGAGUGCGGAGGGCCGGAAAAGAACGCUUCAUGUCCUUUAAAACCCGUCCUUGUCUGGCUCCAUGGAGGUGGAUUCAGGGGUGGUUCCUCAACUAUGGAUGUAUACAACGGCGGAACGCUGGCCGCAUCGGGGGACAUCGUAGUCGUGACGCUCAACUACAGACUGGGUGCGUUUGGCUUUCUAAGUCUCAACGUGUCGAACAUUCCGGGUAAUAUGGGCCUCUAUGACCAACACCUAGCACUGCGCUGGCUGCGAAGCAACGUGCAGUAUUUCGGCGGCGACCCAAAAGAAAUCGUUCUUGCAGGCCAGGAUGCCGGGGCUACGUCAGUCGGCCUCCAUCUUAUUUCGCCGUUGAGUCGUCGGCUAAUUAGACGUGCGGUUCUCAUCGGCGGCGCUCCAAACUGGCUCGUCGACCCGCUGAGCACAGGUUCCAGCUACGUGAGGGCGCUCAUGUUGACCAGUGCUCUGGCAUGCAGUGAUUCGUCUGUACGGACUGCUCCUGUGGUGGCUCGCUGCCUUAGAGACGCCAAGGCAAAGACCAUAGCCAGAGCCGAAAGCGAGAUAUUCAAGCAAGCCUACUACACCUUCUGGCCCAGGGACCGAGACGAGUUGGUUCCCAUGGAUCCCGUCAUGGCUGUUGCACGUGGGCACGUCCUACCGGUCGAUGUCCUGGUCGGUGUGACCGCUGAAUCUGGCUUCUCUCAGGGAAUGGCUUUCCGGAGGGCGUUGUUUGACCCAAAAACUUCGUCUCCCGAAAUGUCGAAGGAGUCCGCAACGCGGGUGUUGGAGGAUGUCCUUUUUCUGUUCCCUAGGUCGGCUAGAGACGAAGUCGCCCGAUUUUACUUAGAGAACAGCACCGACGGUCGUUCUGGUUCUGUCAGAGCUGCUUUAGCUCAGGCUCUGGGCGACGUCUUCAUCAACUGUCCGGCGGUGUUUUUUGCUGAGUCCUAUGGAGACAGGCCCAUGAAGUCUUUCUUUUAUAAGUUCAGCCACAGGCCAACGUUCAGUCGCUGGCCCGCGUGGUUCGGGAGCACUCAUUUUGAUGAUGUUCCAUUUUUGUUCGGAGUACCAUUGAGGCAUCCCAACAAGUUUUCUUCCAAGGACGUGGCCGUCAGCAGGCUGAUGGUGGAAACGUUGACAUCGUUCGUUAAGACUGGGUAA